AUGGAUGACACGACCGAUAUUUCUGUGAAAAAGCAAUGCGCUUUCACAGUGAUAAACUAUGAUUAUGAAAUAUCAGUACCGAAAACUCAGUUUUUCAAUCUUGUUGAGUUUUAUCAUAAUGGAAGGCAAGCUGCAUCGACUGCAUUUUUGUUGCAAGAAUUCAAACUCUCUUUAAAUGGUGUGCAGACGAUAGCUCAAAGUGUCUUAGAUUUCAUUAGUAAUAGAAAUGGCAUUUCAAUAAUGACUUUCAAUUGCCAAAGUCUAAAUAGUCACAAAUACGAUUUACAAGAUUCAGUUACGAGACAAACAAAUGUGUUACUUCUUACCGAAACUUGCAUGACGCAUGAUAAUUUGAUUGAAAUACCUAAUUUCAAUUGUAUUGUUCAAUUCAAACGAGAUACUGUUCCAAAAGGUGGAGUAGCUAUUUACCAAAAUAACUCCGAAUAUUGA
Messenger RNA from Psylliodes chrysocephalus, 450 nucleotides. Lineage: Eukaryota; Metazoa; Arthropoda; Insecta; Coleoptera; Chrysomelidae. The record is from the annotation of a GenBank genome assembly.